Molecule: messenger RNA, 626 nt
Organism: Musca vetustissima
Lineage: Eukaryota; Metazoa; Arthropoda; Insecta; Diptera; Muscidae
Gene: SelT
Product: thioredoxin reductase-like selenoprotein T homolog CG3887
Exons: 3
Coding region: 129-596 (155 amino acids)
Biological process (GO): cell redox homeostasis
Cellular component (GO): endoplasmic reticulum membrane
Molecular function (GO): thioredoxin-disulfide reductase (NADPH) activity
Source: RefSeq, a predicted model, not a curated record
GUCGCAACCUAUCGCUGGUGUUUUGCCUAUGCCUAGCACUGAUUUUCAUUAGCGGCAUUGUCGAUGCUGAAUCGGAGAGUAAAAAAGAAAUUCCAGCAACAAAAUUUGGUCAAAGUCAAUCAGCAACAAUGACAUUUUUAUACUGUUAUAGCUGUGGUUAUCGCAAAGCCUUUGAAGACUAUGUCAAUAUUUUGGCCGAUAAAUAUCCACAAAUUACCGUGACCGGUGGCAAUUAUGAUCCACCCGGCAUGAAUAUGUAUUUCUCCAAAUUGAUAUUUGCCGUGAAGAUUUUGCUCAUUGUGGUAAUUGUUUCCUCCUUCGAUAUCUUUGGUUCAUUUGGCCAACCAACACCAAGCUGGUGGCGUCAUCUGUUGGAGAAUAAAUUAUAUGCCUGUAUGAUGAUAUUCUUUGUGGGCAAUAUGCUGGAGGGACAGUUGGUAUCAUCGGGUGCCUUUGAAAUUUCCCUUAACGAUGUACCGGUGUGGUCGAAAUUGCAAACGGGUCGCAUACCCGCACCCCAGGAACUAUUCCAAAUUAUCGAUAAUCAACUGCAGUUCGGUGAUAAAUUCCAAGAGAAUCCAGACUUUGUUAAAUAAUUAUUAGCGGACACCUUCAGCUCCUGACGU